Verruconis gallopava is the source of this 1581-nucleotide messenger RNA. RefSeq lists its product as uncharacterized. Bases 93 to 1508 code for a protein of 471 amino acids. The transcript has a single exon. Gene Ontology annotation, molecular function: catalytic activity. NCBI's taxonomy places the organism in Eukaryota, Fungi, Ascomycota, Dothideomycetes, Venturiales, Sympoventuriaceae. The record is from RefSeq and is a predicted model, not a curated record.
CAUGACAUUAUAUGUCAUCAAUCGUUGCGCUCCAUGCCGUCCUCCUUCGCCUCUGGGGUCUCAAUUGACCUCGCACAAGCAAAGAGAGAGCCAUGGCGCGCACGCUGAAGCUUGCCGUCGCCCAAUGCCGCACCCUCGACACUACCGCUGACACCGUCCUUGAGCUCGAACGCACUGCCAAAUCUGCCGCCCAGCAAGGUGUGCACUUAGUUCUUUUCCCAGAAGCGUACUUGGGCGGCUAUCCAAGAACGUGCUCAUUCGGCUGCACCAUCGGCGCUCGCGAGCCCGGUGGCAGAGAGCAGUUUCUCCAAUACUUCAAGAGCGCGGUAGAUCUGGGCGACACGCCUCAAGGCGGAGGCGAUGACUGGGUAAACAGAAAAUUGCCCGUAGCAAGGGCCACAGAAUACAGAGGAGACGGCACGAGAGAGGCUCUGGAGCGUAUUUCCAGAGAAACAGGAGUCUUCAUCGUCACUGGCGUUGUAGAGAAGGCAGGCGGAAGCUUGUACUGCAGCGUUGUAUAUGUCGAUCCGAAGGAAGGAUGCAUCGGUAAAAGGAGGAAAGUAAUGCCUACUGGCACAGAAAGACUGAUCUGGGCCCAAGGCAGUCCGUCAACGCUGCGUGCAGUCACGACUACGCUUAACGGUGUCAAGCUCACCCUUGCUGCAGCAAUAUGCUGGGAGAACUAUAUGCCCUUGUUGCGUCAGAGCCUAUACUGCCAGAACGUCAAUUUAUAUCUAGCACCGACCGCCGACGCACGAGAUACGUGGUUGCCGCUCAUGCGGACAGUUGGUUUCGAGGGCAGAGCGUUCGUGUUGACAUGCAACCAGUGUUGCAAGAGAAGCCAAUUGCCUGCUUGGAUCCGUGAACAGCCCACAAGUCGUGAGUCUCAUAGAAGGACAAAGCAUGAGGCUCGUGCUACGACGAAAAGCCCAUCUCUUGCUGGCGGGCGACGCGCUUCAAUCAUUACCAAGAUUGAGGACGGUCAUGAGCUUUGUCUGCCAUCUAGCGAUUCAACCUCUCAUGCCAAUGGAGUCGCUCGCCAGAACAGCUUGAGCCCUAGCAGUACUAGCAGGCGUCGUCGCUCGACUAUUGUUAAGGACGAAAGCGGUCACGAAAUCUGCUGGCCUAUCCCUGAUGAGGUGGUAGAGACGAAUGGUCACACGGAGAACAGUACAGCUAUUGCGGUUCCCGCCGAUGAACACGCAACGUUAAGUCCUAUUCGAAGCAAGGACAUUCCUCCUCUCACUUCCGAGGCUACUACUGGACACGCUCAUGACAUCGAGGAUGACGAAUACAUCUCACGUGGCGGCUCGUGCAUAAUUUCUCCCCUUGGCGAGGUUCUUGCCGGUCCAAUUUGGGAGACCGAGAACACAAAGCUUCUAGUUGCUGAAUGCGAUUUUGAUGAGUGUGAGAGAGGCAGGUUGGACUUGGAUGUAGCGGGCAGUUACUCGAGAAGCGAUUCUUUCAAAUUGACCGUCGAAGGGCUAGAUAUAAGUCCACCGCCAUAAUCAAGCAUGAAUCUAUGAGCGUAGAAUCAUUGUACGGAAUAUGAAUCAACCAAAAAAAAAAAAUAAAUCAUCU